Exophiala viscosa is the source of this 1760-nucleotide messenger RNA. Its product is annotated as ASST-domain-containing protein. NCBI's taxonomy places the organism in Eukaryota, Fungi, Ascomycota, Eurotiomycetes, Chaetothyriales, Herpotrichiellaceae. The transcript has 3 exons. Bases 1 to 1611 code for a protein of 536 amino acids. The record is from RefSeq and is a predicted model, not a curated record.
AUGAGGUUGUCAGCAAAUGCUCGUGACUUGGGGGCUUGGACCUCCUUGCUCUCACUCAUUGCCACGGACUGGCAAUACAAGUCCAGGCCUGACCUCGCGCCCCCGACGUUGAAUAUAACGAUCCCCGCCACCAAAGAGGUCGAGACAGGCUACCUGUUCCUUGCGCCCUUUGGAGGAUUCCCGGAAGGCACUCACCACGGCCCUGCACAGGCCGCACCAUACAUCUUCACCGAUACUGGAGACCUUGUGUGGUCAGGUUUCACUUAUUUCUCCAUCUGGGCGACCAACUUCCAGGCUGCCCGCUACAAGGGACAGGACAUCCUCUUCUGCUUUGAGGGCAGCCACAACGCAGCAUACGGUCAUGGCCACGGACAUACUACAUUCCUGGAUCAGAACUACGAAGCUAUCCUCGAGCUUCGAGCUGGAAAUCAUCGCUUGACUGACAAGCACGAGUUCCAGAUCAUCAAUGAGGAAACCGCCUUGAUCCAAAUAUAUCAUCCUGUCCCGUACAAUCUGACAGCCUACGGCGGAAGCGAAGAGCAACAAUGGAUCGUGGAUGCCAGAUUUCAAGAACUCGACAUUGCCACUGGGAAGGUCCUCUACGAAUGGAGCAGUCUUGACCACGUUGACCCCUCAGAGGGCUUUCUACCACUGAAUCCUGGACAAGCGGGAGCAGGAUACAACAGCUCCGAUGCUUGGGACUACUUCCACAUCAACUCUGUUGACAAGGAUGACCAAGGCAACUACUUGAUCUCGGCUCGUGACGCAAAUGCGGCCUACAAGAUCAACGGCACCACUGGGGAGAUCAUCUGGCAGCUCUCCGGCAAGUCAUCGAGCUUCAAGAUGGGCCCGGACGUUGAAUUUGCGUUCCAACAUCAUGCUCGUUUCCAAGGCCGAUCAUCGGACGGUACCAAGGAAAUCAUCAGCAUCUACGACAACUCGGCCCACGGUACCGAGAACGGCCAUGGUCACGAGGUCCAUUUCUACAAUAUCUCCCGUGGCAAGAUCAUCGAAGUUGAUACAGAAACCAUGGAGGCCACCAUUGUCCAGGCUUUUGAACCCCCCGAUGAUCUCCUGUCCAAGUCCCAAGGCUCUACCCAAGUACUUCCUACUGGCAAUGUCCUGGUCAACUGGGGUUCGGAGGGCGCGGUCACCGAGUUUAAGUCCGAUGGUACUCCCAUCUUCCAUGCAUAUAUGGAUUCGGGCUUUCUGGGCCUGGGGGUGGAGAACUACCGUGGCUUCCGGUAUAACUGGACCGGCAUACCUCACGAAGCUCCGGCCAUCGUCGCUUUGGAGGAUGGAGACAUCACCAACCUCUACGUCUCUUGGAAUGGUGACACGCAGACUGAGUCGUGGAGAUUCUAUGAGGUCAAGGGUGGCCGUCGUUCAUUCCUCGGCGAGGCUAAGCGCAAGGGCUUCGAAACCAGCCUGCAGAUCAGCCGGGUUGGUGUUAAGGCUGUGCAAGCGGAGGCGCUUGAUGCAGAGGGCCGUGUUCUUGUUGACACUUCUGCUGUCGAGCCUGAACUCAUGAUCCACGAAUUCAAAGGUGACUCCAAAACGAAAGACACCCAGGGAGGUGGCCAAAAGUUCUUCAAGACCGACCUCAAAUGAGAAUGUCCAAGGUAAUUGGAGGCAGGUCUCUUGGAUUCAGAUAUCUUCGAGACGCUGUUCGGCAGGCGUCCACCCACGGUAAUCAAAAUCAGGUAGAUACUUCGAUAAAGCUAGGAGACAAUCAAUAUGCGCAUGCAAAGUCGAGAAAA